Molecule: messenger RNA, 1443 nt
Organism: Zingiber officinale
Lineage: Eukaryota; Viridiplantae; Streptophyta; Magnoliopsida; Zingiberales; Zingiberaceae
Exons: 6
Coding region: 78-1244 (388 amino acids)
Cellular component (GO): chloroplast
Source: RefSeq, a predicted model, not a curated record
UCGUCGUUGCCUCUCAGUUACGGUGACGCACUUUCGUUCCUCUCCCAAAGCGCGUCUCAGGCUUCGAUUCUUAUCGAAUGGGUUCCGCUUCGUUGCUGGAAACACUGUCCCUCUUGAGGGAGCCGCCUAAGCGGCCGCACCCUCCUCUCUACCUCCUCCGAUGGCAUCCUCUCGUCCGGCUUCCGCAGCCACGAUUCCCCCAUUAUCGAGCUCUCAAGCACGUCGGAUUCUCCCUCAGAUGUGCUCUCGUGCCACCGUCCGGAGCCGAAGGCAGGAGGGAUAAGAAGGAGGGCCUUCUAGAGUCGGCAUGGAGCACGGUGCUCGAGGCCAUGGAGAGGAUCAAAAAGCCGGCGGCUGCCCUUAUCUUGAUCGGCGUUCUCCUCACUGCUGAUCCCCAUGGGGCCCUCGCGGCGUCCGGAGGAAGGAUGGGUGGGAGGGCUUUCUCUUCUUCGUCCUCUCGUUCGCACUCUUCCUCUUCCUGGAGCUAUUCCGCUCCUCCCAGCUCGAGUUUCUCGUACUCGGCGCCCUACUAUGCGCCGUCUCCGUUCGGAGGUGGGUUCUACUUCGGGCCGGCUUUUGGUGCGGGAUCGGGGUUCUUCCUCCUUAUGAUGGGAUUUGCUGGGGUGAUUCUGCUCUCUGGGUUUCUCUCGGACAGGGACAAUGAUGGAAGCGUCCUAACGGCCACGCAGAAGACCAGCGUCAUCAAGCUUCAGGUUGGCCUAUUAGGCAUGGCACGAUCAUUUCAGAGGGAUCUUGAUAACAUAGCUGAAGCUGCAGAUACAUCUACACCAGAGGGAUUGAAUUAUGUUUUGACAGAAACAACAUUAGCUUUGCUUCGUCAUCCGGACUGUUGCAUUUCUGCUUAUUCUUCUGUGGAUAUAAAACGAAGUAUAGAAGAUGGGGAGAGGCGUUUUAACCAGCUUUCAAUUGAGGAGCGUGGUAAGUUUGAUGAAGAGACACUGGUAAACGUGAACAGCAUUAGAAGGCAAAAGACAAGUAAUCUAACAUUCAAAGGUUUCAGCAAUGAGUAUAUUGUGGUUACAAUUCUGGUUGCUGCUGAGGGUGUAUACAAGCUUCCUGUCAUAAACAGCAGCAGUGACUUGAAAGAAGCACUGCAGAAGCUCGGUUCCAUUCCUUCAAGCAAAACAUUGGCCGUGGAGGUCCUAUGGACCCCUCAAAAUGAGAACGACACGCUUUCAGAACGCGAGCUAUUGGAGGAUUAUCCAUUGCUGAGACCCCUCUGAUGACACCGCAAACAUGCCACGAUAAGGCGUAUGCCCUAUUCAGUAUAUACCCGUCUGAGUUAUCUCUUUUGUUUAUUAUAUAUGAAAGUUCGUUCAAAAAGAAUAUUUGUAUAGUACUAGACACUCCCCUAGGAUCAAAGCAAACAUGAUAUACCUCAGAAGUAAUUGAUGCAGGAAGCUCCGGAGAUAUUUAUUAUUA